Didymodactylos carnosus is the source of this 366-nucleotide messenger RNA. The record is from the annotation of a GenBank genome assembly. NCBI's taxonomy places the organism in Eukaryota, Metazoa, Rotifera, Eurotatoria, Philodinida, Philodinidae.
AUGGUUCCUCAUUGUCCUGUGUGUGGUCCAAAACUGUCAUUAUGUUGUGCACUCCUUAGUAUUUGGGGUAUUAUUCAACUUUUCUUAAUGGGAAUUUUCUUCUACGUUGAAGCAGCACCACUUUUAGAUGAUAUUAAGCUGAAUGAAACACUGGCCAAACAGGCUUCAGAUGAUAUACUAGCAAAAGUAGUUAAAGAUAAUUAUGCACAAGCAGCAUACAAUUGUUGGAUAGCAGCAUUUCUCUAUGUUGCAACACUCGUGUUCUGUGCUAGUCAAUAUAUGUGUAAUAGAAAUAAAAUGGGCUCUAAUGAUAAUUUGAAUAAUUAUGGAUCUUCUCCACCGUUGCAACAUGAUCAAGAUGAAUAA